AUGAGUUUCUUCUUCAUAGUAGGUGGCAUAUUUGCCCUCUCUCUGGUUUUGGCUUUGGUUAGAAGGUUCAUCUAUCCUCGCCCCCUGCCCGGCAUACCAUAUGACAGAGAUGCAGCCCGGAGAAUUAUAGGAGAUUAUGGGAUUAUCGAUGGCAUCUACAAGGAGUUAUCAGAAUGGGUUUACCCCUUCACACGCCACCGAUCGCGUCAGCUUAAAUCGCCAAUUUAUCAGUACUUUCCGGGCCCCUUUUCGAAGCCUCACAUUGUGGUUUACGAUCCGCGGGAGACAGCCGAUAUCAUUAUGAGAAGAACGAGAGAAUUCGACCGAAGCAUGGAUGAUGGUAUCUUCCAAACGUUGCUCCCACAUUCCACUGUUUCAAAACCAGUAACUCCCGAAUGGAAAGUGCAGAGAAGAAUCUGGCAAGAUACCAUGCAUCCCACCUUUCUCAACGGCGUGGUCGCAAAGAAUAUUUACAACACUGCCAUGGAUCUGCGUAGGUUCUGGAAAAUUAGGUCCACGCACUCGGGUGGUCGUCCAAUUGAUAUUCAGAAAGACUUCUUCGAUGCGGCUCUUGAUGCGAUCUGGGUCGCUACAUUCGGACAACGACUCGGCCUAGUCAACUCCCAGAUCCAGGUGCUUGAAACCGGAAAGCAAUUUGAGGAUACAAAUUCUCAUGUAUACGACACUCUGGGAUACGCUAACGAGUUUGGCAAAUCACGGAAGAGUUUCUGGCCAGCGUUUGAUCGAUGGUGGACCUGGAGAAGCACCAAGUACCGCAACUACUUGAAGGUCAAAGAUGAAGCACUCGACCGCAUUCUUGCCGAUACCAUCGCACGCUUCAAGGGGACCAAAAACGAUUCUGACAGUACCGAAGAACAGGGCACGUGUACCAUGGACCUUGUACUUAGGAAAGCCAUACGUGCCGCUCAGAAGGCUGGGACUCCGGUACCGGAUCUAACUAAAAACGUAGAGAUGAGGGAUGAGCUCAUGCUUUUUAUAUUAAGUGGUCACGAAACAACAAACGUAACAUUACAAUGGUUCGUAAAGUUCAUGACCAACAACCAAGAAGCGCAGACGAAGCUCCGAGACGCCUUAAAAGCUGCUUUCCCCGGCGAUUCGCUCCCAGGAAUCACCGAGCUCCUGUCUGCUGAUAUACCGUAUCUUAGCGCGGCAAUCGAGGAGGGCCUUCGCUGCGCAGGUACGGUGGGCCCUCUCCUGCGCGUCACAACCAUGGACACCGAGAUCUUCGGCUAUAAGAUACCCGCCGGCAUAAGGGUAUCUGGCCUAGCGAUUUUAUCCUGGCUUCCGGAACCUAUAGCCGAGGAGAGACGCAGUUUAUCGAGCCAGGCCGCUUUCGAAAAGAGUGGUGGUGUCGAUUGGACAAGGACGCCAGCUGCGCAAGACCUUGAUAAAUAUAUUCCUGAGCGAUGGCUUAAGACAAACGAGGAUGGGAAGGAGACUUUCGACCCGAAUGUGCUUAUUCAUAACGCUUUUGGGGCCGGGAUAAGAGGUUGCUUUGGUAAACGGCUAGGAACGAUGGAGCUACGCAUCAUUGUUACCUUGAUCAUUAUGAGCUUCAAGUUUCUACCCGUCCCUGCAGAGCUCAACAGCUUUCACGUCAAUGAGCAGUUGCUGAGAGCUCCUCGGCAAUGCUACGUCAAGCUUGAAGCUGUUUGA
Messenger RNA from Daldinia caldariorum, 1677 nucleotides. Its product is annotated as cytochrome P450. Gene Ontology annotation, molecular function: monooxygenase activity; oxidoreductase activity, acting on paired donors, with incorporation or reduction of molecular oxygen; heme binding. The record is from RefSeq and is a predicted model, not a curated record. The transcript has 4 exons. The coding region runs from base 1 to 1677 and encodes 558 amino acids. Lineage: Eukaryota; Fungi; Ascomycota; Sordariomycetes; Xylariales; Hypoxylaceae.